AUGUCGUGGUUUGACACCGCCAACAUGCUCGAUUUUCAUGACGACUUACAGCAAUUCCAUCCCCACCAUCAUUCAAACUUCAAUCAUAACAGCAAACACGAUACCAACAACAGCACCACCGAGACCGACAGCCACCGUCAUCUCUCUCUGCAUAGUCACACUUUAGAAAGUCCAUCUAACCAUGAACUUAGUUACUCACGCUUGUUGUUGUCGGAUAUUUUGAGUUACGACAUCAAUGCAGCUGUGGAGCAAGAUCAUCAACAAGCAAAAGCAAUGUUUAUGCAUCGCUGCAUGUCACAAGAAGAUGAGCAAGAGCGACAUCUGCAACUGCAACUGCAACUGCAACAACCCACCACCAAGCGAAACGAUUUCAUUGUUGAUUACGACGGCGAUGAACAUGACUUGGACAAUUUGGUAGACGGAGUGAUUAGUCCCACCAUAUCUAAUGCCAAUUUAGUCUCUGAACAAUCGUUUCUAACCGCAAGUUUGAAUUCGACUCAUGAUGAUUUAGUAAAGAUCUUUCAAGAACAAAUGGAAAAGAAUGAGGUUAGAGAUGCCCACUUUGAGCCAUGCUAUGAGGAUAACUCGUCAAACACUGCAUCACCUGAAUCAUGCUUGAAUGGAUAUAUGAAGUUUGUCAUCAAUUCGUCUCAAGUGCCACCAUUUGAUUACAACGAGGUUGCAAACAAUGAAGAUGAUAUGCUAAGUUUGCCAAGUGCAACCAGUCCCAAUCAGGAAUUGACUCACGAAGAAGUAAUUCGGUUAUUUGAAGAAACAUGCAAGGAAAUCGACGAAUGGAAACUGACCUCGGAUCUAAGUCGAGUUAGAUUGCAUCCAAUAAGAACCAUCAAUGGACAAUCAAGUGGAUUCAACACUAUAACCAAUGCAAAAUUCAUUUCUCAAGACAAGGAGCUUUCUCCAUUGGACGAAACUUUGAAAGCAAGUCCGAAUUUCAAGCCUGUUGAUAACAACGCAUUUGAAAAGUCGCCAUCUCCGCCUUUAUUUGCCGAUGACUCCUUUGAUGAGCCCGAUUAUACCCACAACGUGUCAAUCCCUGCAUUUGUCAAAGACGUGGCUCUCAAAAGGUCAUCUUCGCUUAGCUCGUUAAAAUCAGACCAGUCUCAUUUAUCCUUUCACGCACAGUUAAACAUUAGCUCAACAUCAAGCUCCCCCUUGGAAAAGUCAAACAAUUCAUCUGGCAUUUCAACUCCAGGGAUCCGUCGCAACAAGUACAAGUUGACCAGCACUGGCAGUCAAAAGAGUCUCCAAAAGACAAUGUUUAGAACCGGCUCCUCCGUGCCCAAGAUUGACUUCAGCCAGAUGUCAAUUGAGUCUAUUCCUGACAUUGAAUAUUCCAAGCUGUUGGCAUCAACAUCUUCCAAAAUUCCCAGCGUUUUCCAUUGUUCCCAAUUGAUUGAUAAAUUGAUUGCCCCUCUUUUCGGUACGGAAACUUGUCUGAUCCAACGAACGUUGUACCUUCGCAACGACUUUGAUAAAAUUUUUGCCGAGCAAGGUCCACCGGAAUACAAUCUUUCCUUCAACACCAAUUUCAAAAAGACCUCAUAUGAAGCUCAAUUCAUCUUGACAAAAGUUGACGACAAGCAUGGCAAACCAGACAACACCACUCGGGCAGGACUUUGUCCCUAUUGUGAAUCAAUAGAGUUUUUCGGAUUGAAAAAUUCCUCGUAUGGGAACCAUUUGGCAUAUAAACAUGGCAUCCUCACCAAUGGGAAACCAGUGCCCGAUCCAAAAUUCCAUGGCUUGUACCAAUUCAAAAAGGGGGAAUAUGAUGAACCUGAAAAGAAGAAACGCAAGACAAAUGCCCACAUGUUGGAACGGGAGGGUGUAUUGUGUACUGAUUGCUGGCAAAUCUUGGAAGUCAAUUGUACGUCACGAUCAUCAAUUUUGGGCCAUUAUCUUCGUCAUUAUCGUGAUUCUCAUGUUGGAUAUAAGAAGGAAAAUAAACUGGAUGGAAAUGAGAUGGUAGAUGAGGCGGUGGAUGAUCCUGUGGUGUUUGAGUUUAUUUCUCAAUGGGAGCUGUAA
Lodderomyces theae is the source of this 2043-nucleotide messenger RNA. RefSeq lists its product as uncharacterized. The transcript has a single exon. Lineage: Eukaryota; Fungi; Ascomycota; Pichiomycetes; Serinales; Debaryomycetaceae. The coding region runs from base 1 to 2043 and encodes 680 amino acids. The record is from RefSeq and is a predicted model, not a curated record.